Molecule: messenger RNA, 950 nt
Organism: Schistosoma margrebowiei
Lineage: Eukaryota; Metazoa; Platyhelminthes; Trematoda; Strigeidida; Schistosomatidae
Source: the annotation of a GenBank genome assembly
GAAACUGAUUGGACAGUACAUCCCGCUGCGUAUAAUUAGUGCGUAACAUUGUGAGCUAACGGGUGCUCAGUGUCGACGCAUCAAUUUGACUACAAAUUUGUUCAACAUUUGAUUUCAGUUUGGCCAUUCAAUUUAUUGUCUAGAAUUGUUGUUUAUUUUUACGGACUCUAAUACUUUUGCGAACAUAACCUAGAUGCGUUCAGUACCUUUACGAUCUUUCAAUGACUUUUUAGGCUUUGGCGCUCGAUUCAGUAUACCCAGAGAAUGUAAAUGGAAUGGACGAAUGGUUUCAAAUCUAAUUUAUUAUCAGUCGAAUUACUUUUUGUUAAGCUUAGUUAUAAUAAUGUUACUCAGCGCGCUUAAUCCAAUUUCCGUUUUAACAGGACUUCUUGUGAUAUGCCUACCCUUGAUGAUCCUCCUGUUUUUAGAUACACAAACCCUUAACACUAUUAACCAACCAAAGAUACUUGUACCUGUAUGUAUUGUCAUCGCCAUGUUACUGAUUCGUUUCAUAUCUGGAAUCAUCUUUUUCUCUUGUGUUCUACUUGUUCCAGUACUAAGUAAGUUUCAAUGUGAAAUAACUAUAGUGAUUAAAAUCAGCAGUAUGCCUUCAUGCCCUCUGUAGACAACGUAAUUUAAAAAACAGAGUUUGUAAACUUGUGGAAUCAGUUCGCUCUGGAGAACAAAAGACACUAAUGGGAUAUAUACUGGAAGUAUUUGGUGUAGAUGUACGACUGCUUACUAUUGAUAAUUAAUUGAAGAUCAUCUUGAUUAAAGAUGCAUCUUUUCAUUGAACAACUCAUUUCGUAUUAUCUCAUUCUUAUUACUGUUGCUUUCCUCAUAAAUGAAAUACUCCUGUUGUUCCUGUGAACUUUAGACUUAUUUGUUGCAUGCAUACUUCACCAAAUAAGUUUUAACUCGUCUCAGAAAUAUACAUACGUUGAUUGUAA